Molecule: messenger RNA, 1720 nt
Organism: Indicator indicator
Lineage: Eukaryota; Metazoa; Chordata; Aves; Piciformes; Indicatoridae
Gene: WIPF2
Product: WAS/WASL interacting protein family member 2
Exons: 7
Coding region: 1-1329 (442 amino acids)
Molecular function (GO): actin binding
Source: RefSeq, a predicted model, not a curated record
AUGCCAAUCCCUCCUCCCCCGCCACCACCGCCAGGCCCCCCGCCGCCUCCCACCCUCAGCGAGGCGAACACUGAGCCACCGAAGCUGAGCCGGGAGGAGCAGCGAGGCCGUGGAGCCCUCCUGCAGGACAUCUGCAAAGGCACCAAGCUGAGGAAGGUGACACAGAUCAAUGACCGGAGUGCACCUGUCCUGGAGAAGCCCAAGGGCGGCGGUGGUGGUGGUGGCUACGGCUGUGGCUCCGCUGCCAUCCAGCCCAAGGGUGGCCUCUUCCAGGGCGGUGUGCCCAAGCUCAGACCCGUGGGAGCCAAGGAGAGCUCAGACAGCUCUGGUAAGCAAACCCUGCAAGUGCCCGGUGCCAGAGCAGCCGCCCCCAGGCCGCCGGUACCGGCCAGCAACAGCCGACCUCAGGAUGACGCCGACAACAGCCGGGGCUCUCCGCCGGAGCUGCCGCGCACGCAGAGGCCUUCCCUGCCGGACCUCUCCCGGCCCAACACCGCCGGCGGCACCGGCAUGAAGCACAGCUCCUCCGCCCCACCGCCGCCGCCGCCUGGCCGCCGAGCCGCCGCCCCUCCUGCCCCCCCUCCGGCACACGGUACCAAGGGCAACUCCUACAACCGGGAGAAGCCUCUGCCGCCCACCCCGGGACAGCGACUGCCCGCCGGCAGGGACGGACCCCCGGCCCCGCCCCCCAUCAAACCCCCUCCCUCCCCAGUCAGUAUCCGAACAGGGUCGGGAGCUCAGGGCCAGUCUCUCGCCCCCCCACCCCCUCCUUAUCGGCAACCUCCCGGUGUCCCCAACGGCCCUUCCAGCCCCGUCAACGAGUCCGCCCCGGAGCUGCCGCAGAGACACAACUCCCUGCACAGGAAGACGCCAGGGCCCCUGCGGGGGCUGGCCCCACCGCCACCUGCUGCCUCCCCCUCUCUGCAGAGCAGCCGCCCCCCGCCGCCAGCCAGAGACCCCCCGAGCCGCGGAGCAGUCCCUCCGCCCCCUCCGCCGAUGCUGCGCAACGGGGGGCGUGACGCCCCCCCACCCCCACCCCCCUACAGACUGCACCCCUCUGCCGAGCCCCCCAGCCGGGGGAAGCCACCGCCACCGCCCACCAGGACCCCGGCUGGGCCCCCACCGCCACCACCUCCCGUGCGGAACGGGCACCGGGACUCCAUCUCCACUGUCAGAGCAUUCCUGGAUGACUUUGAAUCCAAAUACUCCUUCCAUCCUGUCGAAGACUUCCCAGCCCCAGAGGAAUAUAAGUACUUCCAGAGAAUCUACCCCAGCAAAACAAACAGAGCUACGCGUGGAGCCCCCCCGCUGCCCCCCAUCCCCAGGUGAAAGCAGGUCACAGGGGCAGAUUGUUCCUGAGCAGAGAGAUGAGCUCCUUCCCCUUCCUGUGCCGGGGCCUUCUCCACCUCCCAGCCCCCGAGGACCCUGCAUGAGACACUCCCAGCAUCUUCGGCUCUCCCAGCGGCACCAGGACGAGCAGAUCCCCCCCAGCCCAGCUCUCUCCACCAGCCCACCCUCACCUGCAGGUCCCCCCCGGGGACUCCUUGACCUUGCUGCUGAGCCCAGCUGGGUCCUUUCCUCCUCACUGAUCCCAGGGCCAGCCGCAGCAUCAGGACUUGAGGCAGAGGCUGAGCCGUGCCCAGCUGAUUGUUGGGACCAGAAGUGGUGGCUCAGGGCCUAGCUCCUGAGGCAUGGAGAGGAGCUGGGGUAGGUCAGGACA